Molecule: messenger RNA, 873 nt
Organism: Ylistrum balloti
Lineage: Eukaryota; Metazoa; Mollusca; Bivalvia; Pectinida; Pectinidae
Exons: 2
Coding region: 1-873 (290 amino acids)
Cellular component (GO): extracellular region
Molecular function (GO): calcium ion binding
Source: RefSeq, a predicted model, not a curated record
AUGUCGAAAAAGAUAGAAGAUUUUUUCAAAAAGGUUCCAAAGUCUGAUGUUGAAGAGUCUUCGUCAAAUAUAGCCGAAUCGCUUCCCGAUGACAAAUCAGACCCAGUCAAACUUCAGCAAGAACUAAAAGAAGGACCAUGUUGUGUUGACCUAGCUUGCGAACAGUUAACAGAUCAAAUAAAGAAGAAAGUUUUGUUAGAGUCCUGGGAUCAGUGGCUCGGUUUUCCCUUUCCACAAAGAAAAGUACAUGGCCGCGAGAGAAUAUUCAACUACACCUGGUUGAAAGAACAUCCAUGGAUGCGCUAUUCCGUCUCCAAGGAUUCAGUUUAUUGCGUGCACUGCUUCAUAUUUGGAGAUAAGUCUGGAAAGGAGAGGCCAUUCAGAUCUCCAGUAGAUGACUGGAUCAACCUUUCCACUUACGUCAAGCGUCAUGAAGCAGAGAACUCACCUCACCAUGGCUGUCAGAUUUCGGCGGAUCAUUUUAUUGAUAUUAUGACUGGAAAGGAUGACUCAAUUGUAUCAAAACUCGACUCUUCUCACAAAGCAGAUGUCAACAAAAACAGACACAUAUUGAAAAAGAUAAUCGAGGUGUUGCUGCUGUGUGGUCGGCAAAACAUUGCAAUCAGGGGGCACACUGAAGAAAAGAGCAAUUUUUGGGCAAUUUCGAAUGUUCUGUGUGCAGAUGAUCUUGUGGUCCAAGAUCACAUCUCCAACCCUAACGCGCAGUUAAAGUACACAUCUCCAGAUAUCCAGAACGAAUUAAUUGAAAUACUGGCGUCUCAUGUCACCAAAGCAAUUACACUUCGAAUUAAGGAGUCACCGUACAUCGCCGUUCUUGCAGACGAAUGUACAGACAAAUCUACCAAAGAGUAA